AUGAUAGAAAAAGGAUAUAAAGCUGGUUUUUGUUUAGGUGGUAUUACUUCUCAUCAAGUAAAACUAUUAGAAGAAAACUUAACUAAUUUAUUGAUUGAUGUUCAAUCAUUCGAUUUGGGUGCUGCCGAAUCAUUAUUAAAAAAUGAAAAACAUAUCGAAAUAGAUGCAGAUAUGUAUGCAAACCCAUUUAAUAAAAGUCCUUAUUGUAAUAAACUAGACUUUGUUAUUCUUUCGGCUCUAGAAGUUGAUGUUAAUUUUAAUGUCAAUGUUAUUACUGGAUCAGAUGGAGUAAUUAGGGGGGCUAGUGGAGGCCAUUCAGACACUGCAAUGGGAGCUAAAGUUUCUAUAGUAGCGCUUCCACUUUUUAGAGGUAGAAUACCUUGUAUAACAAAUAAAGUUAUUACUAACAUAACUCCAGGUGAGUCGGUAGAUGUAAUAGUAACUGAUUUUGGGAUAGCUGUUAAUCCUAAUCGUCAAGAUUUAAUCAAAACUUUAAAAGCUAAAAAAAUCCCAUUAGUCAAUAUUCAACACCUAGCUGAUCAAGCUCAAAACCUUUUAGAUCAAAACAAUCCUAUUGAAAUUAAAAAUAAGUUAUUAGCUAUAGAAGAGCAAUUUCCAUUUAAUAGAAUUAUUGACUUUGAUGUAUACAAUUUAGAGUAUAAACCUAUUAAAAGAGUAAAUAGAAGAUUAUGUUUGAUAUGUGAUAAUAACUGA
Messenger RNA from Stegodyphus dumicola, 714 nucleotides. RefSeq names its product citrate lyase alpha chain-like. The record is from RefSeq and is a predicted model, not a curated record. Lineage: Eukaryota; Metazoa; Arthropoda; Arachnida; Araneae; Eresidae.